Messenger RNA from Mucor mucedo, 2212 nucleotides. RefSeq lists its product as uncharacterized. The transcript has 12 exons. The coding region runs from base 40 to 2190 and encodes 716 amino acids. Gene Ontology annotation, biological process: carbohydrate metabolic process. Lineage: Eukaryota; Fungi; Mucoromycota; Mucoromycetes; Mucorales; Mucoraceae. The record is from RefSeq and is a predicted model, not a curated record.
GGAUUUUUCUCUCCCGCUUUCUUUUUUUUUUUUUUCUUAAUGUCUUCAUUCACCAAUAGAUUAAUCAAGGAGAAAAGUCCCUACUUACUGCAACAUGCUCAUAAUCCAGUCGACUGGUAUCCUUGGGGCGAAGAAGCUUUUGCUAAGGCUCGUACUGAAAAUAAGCCAAUAUUUUUGAGUGUGGGUUACAGCACUUGUCAUUGGUGUCAUGUCAUGGAACACGAAUCUUUCGAAAGUGAAACUGUAGCAAAUGUCAUGAAUAAAUACUUCGUGAAUGUCAAAGUUGAUAGAGAGGAAAACCCUGGUGUAGAUAAAUUAUACAUGACAUACAUUCAAUUAACCUCAGGAACGGGUGGUUGGCCCAUGUCAGUCUUCUUGACACCCGAAUUGAACCCUUUUUUUGGUGCUUCAUAUUUUCCUCCUGAAGAUCAAUACGGAAAGCCUGGUUUCAUCACCUUAUUGACUCGCAUUUCGGAUCUUUGGAGAACAGAUCCUCAAAAGAUCAAGGCAUCUGGAGAAAGCAUGACUUCUCAAUUGAAAUCAUAUAUACAAGCUAAACCCGCAGGUAAUCAAGCUCCUUUGGAUCCUGUAGCAGUUGCGGCAGAAACCUAUCAUCACUUUGUCAAUUCAUUUGAUCCUGUAUUUGGCGGGUUUGGUUCUGCUCCCAAGUUUCCUACUCCUGUUCAAUUGCAGUUUUUGAUUGAUUAUUACAUGUACAAUCGUCAGGUCAGCAGUCGAGCUGCCGACGCUCAGAAAGCACUAGACAUGGCAUUGUUUACUUUAAAGAAGAUUGCAGCAGGCGGAAUUCAUGAUCAUAUUGGAAGUGGAUUUCAUCGAUACAGUACAGAUAAAAAAUGGCACGUCCCUCAUUUCGAAAAAAUGUUGUAUGAUCAAGCCCAGUUAUUAUCACUUUAUUCAUCCGCGUACCAAAUCACGGGUGAAGCAGUCUUUGCAGAUGUGACAAAGGACAUCAUACACUAUGUGUCUAGAGACCUUCAACAUGAUACGGGAGCAUUUUAUUCUGCUCAAGAUGCUGAUUCUUCACCUUCCAUAGGGUCUUCCCAGAAACUAGAAGGCGCGUUUUGUGUAUGGGAAGAGUCGGAACUCGUGAAUAUUUUGGGUCCCACUGACGCUCAAGUUUUUGGGAUACAUUUCGGGUGUAAAAAAAAUGGUAAUGUAGAACCUGCUCAAGAUCCUCAGAAAGAAUUGGUCAAUAAAAAUGUGCUGGCUGAAAGUGGCACGGUUGAAGAUACUGCAAAGGCGGCAGGUAUGACACCUACAGAAGUAACCCGUAUAUUAAAUUCGAGUAAACGUAAGCUUUGGGAUUACCGUUCCAGUAUCCGUCCAAAACCACACCGCGAUGAAAAGAUCCUUACUUCAUGGAACGGAUUGAUGAUUACAGGUUUGGUUCAUGCUUUUGAAGCGCUUCAAGAGACGGAUAUUUUGAAAUUAGCAAUUGAAGCUGCCGAGUUUAUCUACAGAGAAAUUUAUAACCCAACAACACAUGUGGUGAUGAGAUGCUACUGUCAAGGCGCAUCUGAUAUUGGAGGCUUUAUAGAUGACUAUAGCUACUUGAUUCAAGGUUUGCUAGAUUUAUACGAGGUCACGUUUGAUGAAAACUGGAUUAAAUGGGCCUAUGAUCUUCAGGAAAAACAGAACGAAUUAUUCUAUGAUACCGAAGAUGGUGGUUACUUCAAUGUAACAAAGCACGAUAAAAGCAUCCUUGUUAGAAUGAAGGAAGAGCAAGACGGCGCAGAGCCAUCAGCAAAUGCCGUAUCUCUGAGAAAUUUAGUCCGCCUUGCUUCCCUGCUGGAAGAACCCUCUUAUGCUAGCAAAGCGCAAGAGACAGUACAUGCAUUCAGACUCUCCUUGAGUAAAUUCCCAUUUGCUAUACCAGCUCUUGUUGCAUCAUUCAUGUUGGUGUCGAAUGGCUUGAAAGAGAUUGUAUUAUCUGGCAAUCCUGAUGAUUUCCGUAUGCGAGAAUUCCAAAGAAUUGUGUCGCGCGUAUUUCUACCUAACAAAUUAGUGUCAUUAGCCAAGGGCGAAGGAUUUAUUGCGCAAAAGAACUCGGUUAUCAAACAAAUUGGUGUGCAUGCGAAUCCUGUAGCCUACAUUUGUGAUAAUUUUUCAUGUGGAUUACCCAUUCAUGAUGCGAACGCACUUAAAAAAGCAUUAUCAACUGAUCAAUAAAGGCAGCAUUCAUACAAAAAAA